This is a messenger RNA of Polistes dominula (European paper wasp), 4838 nucleotides long. It is a transcript of the gene Cadps, whose product is annotated as calcium-dependent secretion activator 1. The record is from RefSeq and is a predicted model, not a curated record. Lineage: Eukaryota; Metazoa; Arthropoda; Insecta; Hymenoptera; Vespidae. Gene Ontology annotation, biological process: dense core granule exocytosis; synaptic vesicle exocytosis.
UUCCGUCUCUCUCAUUUUUCGGCACGUCAGUCGACGAACGGAGCCAGUCGUACGCGCCACCCUGCGGAUCACCGCAAGGAUCCGUCAAUAAAACGUCAUCGCUAACGAAGAAUCUGUCACGUCUGUAACUACUUAUAGAAGACUAUUAUUCAUCAAUAGAAGCGCAACACAUAUUACUAAAUAAUAAUAAUAAUAAUUUGACAUCAAUCAAGAUCUUCUAAUCGAAAAAUCGUGUACGUGUACGUGUUUCAAGAGACAUCAUAUAAUGACUGUACAAUUGUCCUCUCCUAUGUCGUGACCACGCUACAUCUGAUACGAGAAAUAAGAAGAAAAAGAAAUUGAAGAUAAGAACCUGGGGAAAACUAAGAAUCUAAGAUAAUUUAUUUGAGCAAGACGGAUCCGUGAUCAAGUGAAGCGGCUGGACCUCCAAAUUGGGAGGUCGAGGACCGCUCGGUGAAGCGUUUGGGCCUUGGUAGAAGGCCUAACAUAUAUAUAAAAUAUGAUAGAUCCAAGUUCAUCGGAGGAGGAAAGCGAAGAGGACCAGAGUACUCACCAUGGAGGUGGCGGCGGUGGUCGUGGAGGUAGCGGAAGCUCCCACGGCUCCCACCACUAUCCUCCUGGUGGUCCUGGUAGUGGUACAGUUUCCGGGAGCGUUGGUUCGCUCGCAUCGGGCAUCACCGCGUCUCCUGGUGGCUCGAACCACGUCGGUCCACCCGGUGGUAUUGGGGUACAACCCCGUACUACCGGGGCUCUUUCGCAAGAUUCUGCCUCCGCUCUCGACGUACCAAGUAUUUCUAGCGCGAGAAAUUCUUUGUCACCUUCUAUGAGUGCAGCUCAAGAUGCUGCAAAUUAUUCUCAAAGACCAACGAGCCCUUCGCCAUCCGUUGCAAGUGAAAAAACUGAAGUGGAUUUGCAGGAUAAACAAGAAAGAGAAGAGGAAGAACGAAAGACAAGGAUACAACUGUACGUUUUUAUCUCACGAUGCAUUGCUUAUCCAUUCAAUGCGAAACAACCGAUGGAUAUGACACGCAGGCAAAUGAAAGUAACGAAGCAGCAACUUGAAACGAUCUGCUCUCGCUUUCAGGGUUUCUUGAAAGGUGAGACGCAGAUAAUGGCCGACGAGGCAUUCCGCAAUGCUAUACAGAAUUACUUCGACGUAUUUCUGAAAUCAGACAGAGUAGUUCGAAUGGUACAAAGCGGUGCUUGUUCCCAAAUCGACUUCCGCGAGGUAUUUAAAAAGAACAUACAAAAGCGUGUUCGAAGCCUCCAGGAAAUCGACGGGUUAAGCAAAGAGACUGUGCUUACGUCCUGGUUGGCCAAAUUUGAUUGUAUUAUCAAGGGGACAGGUGAUGAAGAAACUAAGAGGCCUUCCAGGAUGCAACAGCAGUCUUUAAACUCGGAAUUGAUAUUGUCAAAGGAGCAGUUGUACGACAUGUUUCAGCAAAUCCUUGGAAUCAAGAAGUUUGAACAUCAGCUUCUGUUCAAUUCCCUCCUGUUGGACUCAGCCGACGAACAGGCUGCCGCCAUCAGGAGGGAGCUGGACGGUCGCAUACAAAAAGUCAGCGAAAUGGAGAAGAACCGCAAGCUCAUGCCGAGGUUCCUCCUGAAAGAGAUGGAGUCGCUCUACAUCGAGGAGCUCAAGUCGUCUAUCAACCUGCUAAUGGCUAAUUUGGAGUCGUUACCGGUCUCCAAGGGUUCGAUAGACAGCAAAUACGGGCUGCAGAAGCUGAAGCGCUACAACUAUCGUGGUGAGCGCUCCCGCUGCCGCGGUCAGGGUUCCCUCGCUAAACUGGAGGGCGACUCCGCUGAUUCCGAUCCCCAGCUGUCAAAAAUAGACGUCGGCCUGACUUUCCAAUUGGAAGUAGUUGUUAUGGAGGUCAAAGGCCUAAAGAGUCUAGCAUCCAAUAAAAUAGUUUAUUGCACUAUGCAAGUGGAGGGUAGCGAGAAGUUACAGACUGAUCAGGCUGAAGCGUCCAAACCAAUGUGGGACACUCAAGGUGAUUUCACCACGAUGCAUCCACUCCCAGUAGUCAAAGUUAGACUUUACACCGAAAAUCCGGCAGUAUUGGCUUUGGAGGAUAAGGAAUUGGGAAAAGUUGUACUCAGGCCAACCCCGUUAUCGUCCAAGGUACCAGAGUGGCAUCGAAUGAGGGUACCAAAAAAUAAUCCCGAUCAAGAUCUUCGUAUGAAGAUAGCUUGCCGAAUGGAUAAGCCGUUGAACAUGAAACACUGCGGUUAUCUUUACGCUCAUGGCAAGUCUGUAUGGAAAAAGUGGAAGAAGCGAUAUUUUGUGUUGGUCCAAGUCUCGCAGUACACAUUUGCGAUGUGCUCGUAUAAAGAAAAGAAAAGCGAGCCGUCGGAAAUGAUGCAGCUCGAUGGCUAUACCGUGGACUAUAUCGAAGCUAUUUCCGCUAAUAUCAUGGUCGGCAUGGAUUUAGAAGGCGGAAGGUUCUUUUUCAACGCCUCACGUGAUACUGACAAUAUAAUCUUCGCAUCGGAUGAUGAAAACGAAUGCCAUUUGUGGGUAAUGGCUAUGUACAGAGCGACAGGACAGUCGCACAAGCCAACACCACCUGUAUCCGUGGCAGAGAAGAAUUCAACGAUUAGUAAAAUUCAAGGGGAUGCUGACAGAGCUAAGAAAAACGGAAUGGAAAAUUAUAUUAGUGCGGAUCCAUGUAAAUUCGAUCAUCAUGCACUUUUCAAAUUUCUACAAAAUUUAAUCCUAGACUAUAGACUGAACGACCCUUAUUGCUCUUUGGGUUGGUUCUCUCCUGGUCAAGUUUUUGUGCUCGAUGAAUAUUGUGCUAGAUACGGUGUUCGUGGUUGCUUCCGUCAUCUUUGCUAUCUACAUGAUCUUCUAGAUCGAUUUGAUCGUGGACUUAUGAUAGAUCCGACAUUGUUACACUUUAGCUUUGCAUUUUGUGCUACUCACGUUUAUGGUAACACCACAGAUGGGGUUGGUUCGAUAACUCACGAGGAGAAAGAUAAAUUUCAGGAGGUCAAAGAGAGGCUUAGGAAAAUCCUGGAAAAACAAAUAACCAAUUUCAGAUAUUGCUUUCCAUUUGGACGACCAGAAGGUGCACUUAAAUCAACUUUAUCCCUUUUGGAACGUGUCUUGAUGAAGGACAGUGUAACACCAGUUCCCCAGGAGGAAGUUAAGGGCUUGAUAAAGUCCUGUUUAGAAACGGCAGCUCUCGUGAAUUACACGAAGUUGUCGGCGGAGGCUAAGAUCGAAGACGAUUUCAGUGGUGAGGUUUGCGUACCUCCAAGUAAAAAAUUGGAGGAUUUGAUACACCUUGCCGAAUUGUGCGUCGAUCUCCUCCAACAAAACGAAGAGCAUUAUUCGGAGGUAGCGUUCGCCUGGUUCAGCGAUCUCAUGGUGGAGCACGCCGAGAUCUUCUGGUCGCUAUUUGCGGUCGAUAUGGAUAAGGUCUUGGCUGAGCAACCACCUGACACCUGGGACAGUUUUCCACUGUUCCAGAUUUUGAACGAUUAUCUUAGGACAGACGACAACUUGAAAAACGGAAGAUUUCAUCAACAUUUACGCGACACGUUUGCACCGUUGGUUGUGCGAUAUGUCGAUUUAAUGGAAACAUCAAUCGCCCAGUCCAUACACAAAGGAUUCGAAAAGGAACGUUGGGAGAUCAAAGGAAAUGGAUGUGCAACUUCUGAAGAUCUAUUUUGGAAGCUCGAUGCUUUGCAAUCUUUUAUCGGUGGUUUACAUUGGCCAGAUCAAGAAUUUCGUCAACACCUAGAACAACGAUUGAAAUUAAUGGCCUGUGAUAUGAUAGAAUCGUGCAUUCAGAGGACAGAUACGGCUUUUCAGCAAUGGCUUAAAAAGGGUGUUACGUUUACAUCGACAGAUUAUAUUAUACCAUCGGAAAUAUGUGCUAUGGUGAACGUUAUUUUGGAUGCAAAGAAUCAAAGCUUUAAACUUUGCACUGUUGAAGGUGUCGAUGUGCAUCAAUAUCACUCGAAGAUCGACGAUCUGUUAGAAAAAACUUCAGCUGCUAUGAACUUGGGAAUGAUUAAUAAAUUAAUUACAGUAUUGGAAACAACAUUGUCCAAGUUAUCUCGUUACGAUGAAGGAUCUCUUAUCGGUUCUAUACUUAGCUUUACGAAGGUGUCGGGAAGCGGUAAGGAAAUGGGUGCAGCUUACGUUAAUUUCACACGUAAUUGUGUGGAUCAAAUUCGUAGUAAAGUACUCGAUGAAUUAUGGAUUUUGACAUUUAUCGAGCAAUGGUACACCGCACAAAUUCAAAUGCUGUGCACGUGGCUCUCCGAGAGACUUGAUCAUAGUUUACAUCCUUAUCAAUGUACCUGUCUCGCACACAUUGUUAAAAAGAUCUACUCGGACUUUGAGCUUCAAGGUGUGAUGGAAGAAAAGCUCAACUCGAAGACAUAUCAGACUAUAUCCAAGAGGAUGCAGACGGAAGAAGCAACUUGUGCCUUAACCAUGAGCGCUCAGAACGAAGAAGGAGUUUCCGAGAAUGGUAACGACGAAGAUGUGGAAAGACCAAAAACAAAGGUGACGAUCGUCGAAACAAUGGGAGGAGAAGAUGCGAAUUAUGUAGCCAAUAUUAGCAACGUAACUUCUAACGUUGUUGGCAAAGUCGGCAGUAUGUUCGGCAAGGGUAUCGGUGGUUUAUCUGGCAAAUUUGGUGGUGCCACUAGUUGGUUCUAGUUAUCAUUUUAAAAAUAGUAUUCUGCCAGUAAAACUUUAUAUUUGUCUAGAGGAAUGUUCCUUUGUUUAUAAGUAAAUUAAGGACAGAACAGAUAGACAUAAUAAAAACAGAAAGACAGAUACACAAACACACAUACACAUACAAUACAAUACA